This is a messenger RNA of Cynara cardunculus var. scolymus (artichoke), 2790 nucleotides long. Its product is annotated as probable methyltransferase PMT24. Lineage: Eukaryota; Viridiplantae; Streptophyta; Magnoliopsida; Asterales; Asteraceae. Gene Ontology annotation, molecular function: methyltransferase activity. Gene Ontology annotation, cellular component: endosome; cytoplasm; trans-Golgi network. The coding region runs from base 257 to 2554 and encodes 765 amino acids. The transcript has 9 exons. The record is from RefSeq and is a predicted model, not a curated record.
CGUAUACCUCCCUGUAGAUAAAGCAGUCGGUGCGAUUUACACUCGACUGGAUCUACUCCUCUCGAUCCCCCCUCUAUAUUUCCCCAUCAGAUUCUUAAUCAAUUCGACCCAAUCAGCCUUCUCCCUCUCUCUCUCUCUCUAGAGUCUACUGGGUUUUUGCCAUUUUCUGAGGCUGAUGAUCUUCAAAGCUUAACACUUAGUCAGAUCUUUAAGAACAAUCCCAAAGGUUUAUACAGGAAACACAAUUGUUCGAGUCAUGGCUCAGGGAAAAUAUUCCCGAGUCGAUGGGAGGAAAUCAUCGUGUUCCACAGCUACAAUUGUAGUUGUUGUUGGAGUUUGUUUAGUUGGGGUAUGGAUGUUCAUGUCAUCAUCGGCUGCCCCUGGUCAAAAUCUUGACCUGCCCUCUGCAGAAUCGAGGCAAAAGGUGUCCACAAAAUCGUCUUCCCAAUUUGAAGAUAAUUCUGGUGAUCUUCCUGAUGAUGCAGUGAAGGAUCAAGAAAAUACUUCAAGUGAAGGUGAUACCAAUUCUGAUGAGAAAGAAUCUAACACAAAUGAUGUUGAAACAAACACAGGAGAUGAUUCUAGUUCAAGUGAUGAAAAGUCAAAUUCAGAGGACACAAACUCAAAUUCUGAUUCAAAUGAAAGUGAGAAGAGUAAUUCUGGAGACAAUGAUUCGAAUUCUGACACAAAUGAAACAGAGAAGUCAGAUGAGGCUAAAGAUGAGAGCCAAUCUGAAGAGAAGGUUGAGAAAGAAGAAGAAAAGCAAGCAGAAGAAAAGCAAGCAGAAGAAAGCUCUAGUGAUAACAAGACUGAAGAUCUUUCUGCUGCAACCCAAUCUGAGAUUCUAAAAGAAUCAAACACUCAAAAUGGGGCCUUUUCUACUCAAGCAGCUGAGUCAGAAAGUGAAAAAGAAUCCCAAAAGCCAUCUUUAUCGAAGAACCAAGAAGUCUACAAGUGGAAGACUUGUAAUGUGACUGCUGGCCCAGAUUAUAUUCCUUGUCUUGACAAUUUGGAAGCCAUUAGACACCUUCAUGGUCGAAGCCACUAUGAACACAGGGAAAGGCACUGCCCAGCUGAGUCCCCUACAUGCCUUGUCUCUCUUCCUGAAGGAUAUAAAACACCAAUCAAGUGGCCUAGAAGCAGAGAACAGAUAUGGUACAGUAAUGUCCCUCACACCAAGCUAGCUGCAGUGAAAGGACAUCAAAAUUGGGUCAAAGUGACUGGCGACUACCUUUCCUUUCCUGGUGGAGGUACCCAAUUCAAGAAUGGAGCUCUUCACUACAUCGACUUCAUCCAAAACUCACUUCCUGAUCUGGCAUGGGGUAAUAGGACCCGAGUGAUACUGGAUGUUGGAUGUGGAGUGGCUAGUUUUGGGGGAUAUCUUUUUGAGAGAGAUGUGGUUGCAUUGUCAUUUGCCCCCAAGGAUGAGCAUGAAGCUCAAGUGCAAUUUGCACUGGAAAGGGGUAUUCCUGCCAUUUCAGCUGUCAUGGGUACCCAGAGGCUGCCCUUCCCAAGUAAGAUCUUUGACGUUGUUCAUUGUGCACGAUGCAGAGUCCCAUGGCACAUUGAAGGAGGCAAACUUUUGUUAGAGCUCAACCGUGUCUUACGACCUGGUGGCUAUUUUGUGUGGUCUGCAACUCCAGUUUACCAAAAUAAGCCCGAAGAUGUGGAAAUAUGGGAAGCCAUGUCUAAACUAACGAAGGCUAUGUGCUGGGACUUGGUGGUGGUCAACAAUGAUAAAUUGAACGAGGUUGGUGCAGCAAUAUACAGAAAACCAACAUCUAACGAGUGCUAUGAAAACAGACAACAAAAUGAUCCACCCCUAUGUGAAAAAAACGAUGAUCCUGAUGCAGUAUGGAAUGUGCAACUUCAAGCAUGCAUGCAUAGAGUCCCUGUCGAUGGAUCAGUGCGUGGCUCAAAAUGGCCAAAAAGGUGGCCAAAGAGGUUGGAGUCACCACCUUACUGGUUAAAGAGUAGUGAGGUUGGAGUUUAUGGAAAACCAGCUCCGGAGGACUUCACUGCCGACUAUGAGAACUGGAAACGAGUGGUGUCAAAGUCAUACUUGAACGGAUUAGGAAUCGAUUGGUCUUCUGUCAGAAAUGUAAUGGAUAUGCGAUCUAUAUAUGGAGGAUUUGCUGCUGCAUUGAGGGAUCUGAAAGUUUGGGUGAUGAACGUUGUACCUCUUGAUUCACCAGAUACUCUUCCAAUUAUAUACGAACGUGGACUCUUUGGUAUAUAUCAUAAUUGGUGUGAAUCAUUCAGCACGUACCCACGAUCCUAUGAUCUUCUUCACGCCGAUCAUCUUUUCUCUGAUGUCAAGAAAAGGUGCAAGUUACAAUCAUUAAUGGCAGAAGUUGAUAGGAUCUUGAGACCAGAAGGCAAGUUGAUUGUUCGUGAUACAGUUGAGACCAUUGCUGAGGUUGAAAAUAUGGCAAAAUCUUUGCAUUGGAAGGUUCGGUUGAGUUACAACAAGGACAACGAGGGGAUGUUAUGUGUCGAGAAAACGUUUUGGCGUCCCACAGAGGUAGAAACAGUAACGUAUGCCAUCGAAUAGAAGUCCCGCCUUCUGUGUCUCUAGAUUCCUGAAAAAAGGUAUUCUUUAUCCGUGUUUCAUUUAUAAAUUUAAUUGCAACUGUAAUUUGUUUAGCCACGUAUAAUUGUCGUUUUUAUAUGUUCUUGUAACGAUUUUGAACUUUUGUCGGCUUUACUGCUAUCGGGUUAGAAAUGUAAAACUACGAUAUAUUAUCAUAUUUAGCAAUGAAAUUAAAUUAUACAGUAUGAAAGUUAAAA